Melospiza melodia melodia is the source of this 312-nucleotide messenger RNA. RefSeq names its product olfactory receptor 14I1-like. The annotation marks the transcript as partial. Lineage: Eukaryota; Metazoa; Chordata; Aves; Passeriformes; Passerellidae. The record is from RefSeq and is a predicted model, not a curated record. Gene Ontology annotation, molecular function: odorant binding; olfactory receptor activity; G protein-coupled receptor activity. Gene Ontology annotation, cellular component: membrane. Gene Ontology annotation, biological process: G protein-coupled receptor signaling pathway. The transcript has a single exon.
CACUUCUGCCUCUUGCUGGGCAUCUCCCUGGCUGCCCUCCUGGGCAACAGCCUCAUCAUCAGCGCCGUAGCCUGCAGCCACCACCUGCACACGCCCAUGUUCUUCUUCCUGCUCAACCUGGCCCUCAGCGACCUGGGCUCCAUCUGCACCACUGUCCCCAAAGCCAUGCACAAUUCCCUCUGGGACACCAGGGACAUCUCCUACUCAGGAUGUGCUGCACAGGUCUUUUUCUUUAUCUUCUUCAUUGCAACAGAAUUUUCCCUCCUGACCGUCAUGUGCUACGACCGCUACGUGUCCAUCUGCAAACCCCUG